Molecule: messenger RNA, 2362 nt
Organism: Trichomycterus rosablanca
Lineage: Eukaryota; Metazoa; Chordata; Actinopteri; Siluriformes; Trichomycteridae
Gene: sox10
Product: SRY-box transcription factor 10
Exons: 4
Coding region: 355-1752 (465 amino acids)
Biological process (GO): peripheral nervous system development; morphogenesis of an epithelium; neural crest cell migration
Cellular component (GO): nucleus
Molecular function (GO): RNA polymerase II cis-regulatory region sequence-specific DNA binding; DNA-binding transcription factor activity, RNA polymerase II-specific
Source: RefSeq, a predicted model, not a curated record
GACAGACAGACAGACAGACAGUGAGACAGAUUGAGAGAGAGACAUUGAGACAUACUGAGACACCCGAGAGAGAGAGAGAGAGAGAAAGAGAGAGAGAGAGAGAGCGUUGAUUUUUAUCACUGAGAGCUGCUCCGAAUCAGCGCCCUGACUAACAGUUUUUCUUACUGGAGAGAAACCCAAGAAGAAACUCAAAAAGAAGAAAAUCUGAAGGAAGAAGCUUUCUAAGUUGCCCAAAUGGCAAAAGCCACCCAGUAGACACUUAAUUACUUUAAGGGCAACAUUCAAUUACUAAUCCCACAGUCACUACAGCACAUAAAUCCAUCCAUACUGGAGUUUGACAGGUUUGAAGUGAACAUGUCCGGUGAAGAACAGAGUCUGUCGGAUGUGGAGUUGAGUCCCGGGGUGUCGGACGACGGUGGCUCGGCAUCGCCAGGUCACGUGGUGCACGCAGGAGACUCUCAGUCAGGAUCAGGAGGUGGGCCAGAUGACGAGGCGGCUGGAUUAUCGCACGCCGGGGUCUCGGUUAAAUCGGAGGAGGACGACGAUCGCUUCCCCAUCGGGAUCCGGGAGGCGGUCAGCCAGGUGCUGAACGGCUACGACUGGACGCUGGUGCCGAUGCCAGUGCGUGUCAACACUGGCAACAAGAACAAACCACAUGUGAAGAGGCCCAUGAAUGCGUUUAUGGUGUGGGCCCAGGCGGCACGACGCAAACUCGCCGAUCAGUACCCCCACCUGCACAAUGCCGAGCUCAGCAAGACUCUGGGGAAACUCUGGAGGCUGCUGAAUGAAAACGAUAAGAGACCAUUUAUCGAGGAGGCUGAACGUCUGAGGAAGCAGCAUAAGAAGGAUUAUCCUGAAUACAAGUAUCAACCACGCCGGAGAAAGAACGGUAAACCGGGUUCCAGCACUGACAGCGAUGCUCACUCUGAGAACGACGUUACCCACAGCCAAUCACAUUACAAGAGCUUACACCUGGAGGGGCAUGGUGCAGGGUCACCUCUCUCUGAUGGACACCACUCACACCCUGCAGGCUCAGCUCACAGUCCCCCGACUCCACCCACCACCCCAAAAACAGAGCUCCAGGGUGGCAAAUCAGGUGAGGGAAAAAGAGAUGGCGGGGCCAGAGGGAUGGGGAUGGGUCCAGAUGGAAGUUCUGCCUCUUCUUCUUCCUCCUCCUCCUCAAAACCACACCUGGACUUCGUAAAUGUGGACAUCGGCGAUAUCAGCCACGAGGUAAUGGCCAACAUGGAGCCGUUUGACGUGAACGAAUUCGACCAGUACCUGCCACCCAAUGGGCACCACCCGUCCGGCUCAGGCUCCACCUCCUGCCCUGCCCCAUCACCCUCUCCUUACUCCUAUUGGCUCUCGAAGCAGCAGCUGAGCUCAGAUAGCGUGAAGACGCAGAUCAAGAGCGAGUCGCAUUUCUCCAACAGCAGCGAUCCUGCGGUGGGAGGAGCUUCUGUGUCCGGAGGCGGGGCAUCGGCUCACGUCACGUACACGCCUCUCAGCCUGCCUCACUACGGCUCUGCCUUCCCUUCUCUGGCCUCCAGGGCGGCACCAUUCGCCGAGUAUGGGGAUCAUCAGGCAUCUGGAUCAUACUACACACACUCGGGUCAGUCUGGGCUUUACUCCGCCUUCUCCUACAUGAGCUCCGCCCAGAGGCCUAUUUACACUGCCAUCACUGACCCUGCUUCUGGAAAUAGCCCCACCCACUGGGAACAGCCCGUGUACACCACCCUGACCCGGCCGUAACAGAUACACAACACCAGAGACAAAGACAUUAAGAUGAUGAUGACGAUUUUGUCCGUCAUUCAAACACACAAAUUAUACCUUAACGGCUAAACAAUAUUUAACUGACUCCGCCAAGAAGUUUAUAUAUCAUCAUCAACACACACACACACUACUAGAGACACACUCAGUUGUUGAUUUGUAAUUUCUACCUUGCAAACCAACAAUAUUAGGCACUAAACUGCUUAGAUGAACCCUGUUUGGGAACCUUCAGAUCUAAAAUCUAGAGCCAAAGUGCAUUAAAUCUGGACCACAACUUACUGACUCAAGAUCUGUGCUCAAUAUCACUAGAGACAGAGCAAAGCCAGCAGAUCCAGGCCCACCGCUCAUCUAGUACGAAAACUACAGGAGCGUCUUCAGACCAACUGAGAUCCUUUGCUCUAAAAACCAAACCUAAUGCUUGUUGUGCCAAACCUUGAGCUUUUUCUGCCAAGUCUGGAGGUUCUUCUGUCCGAAUUAAAACCCGCUUGCCUGACCUGAGGCCUUGGCCAGCAUUGGGGUUGGUCUGUGCGGCUGCAGGUAGAUGCCCAAUCUGUCAAAUAUAAAAUGGUAUUAGUAUUAAUUUCCAUUUCGA